AAAGGGGAGAGAGCUUUCUCUCCUUUUCUCCGCCAUCGUGGUGGCGGACUGACUUGUCUUCGCCAUGUCUUCCCACAAGACUUUUAGAAUCAAGCGCUUCCUGGCUAAGAAGCAAAAGCAGAACCGUCCUAUUCCUCAGUGGAUUCGGAUGAAAACUGGUAAUAAGAUCAGGUACAACUCCAAGAGGAGACACUGGAGAAGAACAAAGCUGGGUCUAUAAGGAUUCCUCUCUAAGAUGCACACAUGUUUAUGCUGGGAUAGACUGCUAGGAUUUUGAGCGGAGCUCUGUCUUGCACACUUGAUUAGGACCCCACUCAGCCUUGUAUCUCUUCCUGUACCUGACUCAGUAAUAAUAAAUAUGUGAGCUAUUUGAAAAAAAAAAAGAAGAAAAAGAAAAGG
Messenger RNA from Erinaceus europaeus (western European hedgehog), 399 nucleotides. Its product is annotated as large ribosomal subunit protein eL39. NCBI's taxonomy places the organism in Eukaryota, Metazoa, Chordata, Mammalia, Eulipotyphla, Erinaceidae. The transcript has a single exon. The record is from RefSeq and is a predicted model, not a curated record. Gene Ontology annotation, cellular component: ribosome; cytosolic large ribosomal subunit. Gene Ontology annotation, biological process: translation. Gene Ontology annotation, molecular function: structural constituent of ribosome. Bases 65 to 220 code for a protein of 51 amino acids.